AUGGAAACAAUCAGCAGCAUAACCACCGUGGCCAGGAAGUCCGUCUUCGGCGAAAACGCCACAGCUACACAAUCCGGCACUGAACCUCCUACCGGCGACGCACCAGGAAAAGGCACACCCGACGUCCCCUACGAUCCCGGCAAUGUUCCAGAGCAAGUCCCAACAGAAUCUGGCGUUGAACCACCCUCUGGUGGCCCACCAGGAAAAGGCACCGCAGAUGCUCCCUUCGACCGCGGCAACGAACCCGAACAAGUUCAAAUCACUGGCGGUAUAACCAAUACAACAAGCGCGACUGAUUCUGUACCCUCAAACACUACACCCGCCAACAACCCGGACCACUCAAAUCCCUCAGAGAUAAAGGCCGCAGUAGCAUCCAACGACGCCUCAAACCCCACCAGCACCACAAAAUUACCCAAUGACACCGCCUCCUACGACACAGAAUCCAAUCCCCAACCCACCAGUACCGUGAAACCCAGCUCCCACUCGGCACUCUUCGGUCUAGGCAAAAAGGAAGACGGAGGUGCAAGUGACACAAUCCACCCGCCAAAGAGCUCAAGGGAGCUCACAGGUACGAUCGCCGAAGCGGCCGAGGUGAUGAACGAGCAGGCUGAAAAGGAGAGUAAAGGCGCGACUGAGGAUGAUACGGGGGGGUAUGUGGGGUUGAAGAAGGCGGCCAUGGAGGAGGAAGAGAAGAGGAGAAACGGCGGUGCUUCUGAGGGCACGGGUUGGGCGCCCGGCGCAGCUGUCACGGCCGGUGAGAGAGAACCGAGGUCCAUCGAGAAAAAGGACAGUCUCGGUCGCGAAAUCAGUCCCGGCGAGAUGCCAGAUGGCACGCACAGGAAAUCCAUCGCCGAGGGUAUGCCUCAGGGACACCAUUUUGGGAGGAAAAACACGGGCGGCAACGGGGAGAAGAGUGGUGGGUUUAGGGAUCGAUUGAAGGAUAAGUUCAGGUCGAAGAAAUAG
Endocarpon pusillum Z07020 is the source of this 963-nucleotide messenger RNA. RefSeq lists its product as uncharacterized. The coding region runs from base 1 to 963 and encodes 320 amino acids. The record is from RefSeq and is a predicted model, not a curated record. The transcript is spliced from 2 exons. NCBI's taxonomy places the organism in Eukaryota, Fungi, Ascomycota, Eurotiomycetes, Verrucariales, Verrucariaceae.